AUGGUCGCCACCAACCCGGACGCCGUCUUCCCUUCCCACAACCUCACGUCCAACUUUAGCUUUCCUCAAGAGGAAGAGAAGGUGCGUGCGUUGCACCCCAGGUUGAGCCUCGAGUUGAGGGAAAGGGCAGGACAGCGGUCGCCUUCCGGUCCUUUUCCCACCCAAGUCGAUCCCUCACUGUCCCCGAUGACUCAUCCGGUCGCCUCACUGCCCAAACCCCGCAGGUCCUGAGCUUCUGGAAGGAGAUUGAUGCGUUCCAAGAAUCAGUCAAGCAGUCGAUCGGCAAGCCGCAGUACUCGUUCUACGAUGGCCCGCCCUUUGCGACCGGAUUGCCUCAUCAUGGCCACAUCCUCAUGGGCACAGUCAAGGUGAACAGAUGGGUGUGGUCACCGCGCAAAGCAUGAACGAUACUGGCGUACUGAUCUUCGGGGUGCCACGUGUCGAUCACAGGACAUUGUGACGCGUUACGCCCACUCGAACGGGUUCUACGUCGAGAGGAGGUUCGGCUGGGACACGCACGGCCUGCCCGUCGAACACGAGAUUGACAAAAAGCUCGGCAUCACCUCCAAAGCCGACGUGAUGAAGAUGGGCAUCGACAAGUACAACGCCGAGUGCCGCUCGAUCGUGAUGCGGUAUUCGUCCGAAUGGCGCCGCACCGUCGAGCGGUUGGGCCGGUGGAUCGACUUUGACAACGACUACAAGACGCUCAACACGAGCUUCAUGGAGAGCGUGUGGUGGGUCUUUGGCCAGCUGUGGAACAAGGAUCUCGUCUAUCGCGGCCUGAAGGUGAUGCCCUACACGACCGGGUGCACGACCCCCAUGUCCAAUUUUGAGGCCGGUCUGGCCUACAAGGACGUGCAGGAUCCGGCGGGUGAGUGCGCGAACUGAAGAUCUUUUGUUAACGAAACAUAAAAAAGGCCUGACUCGAUCCCCUUUGCAACAGUCACCGUUUCAUUCCCUUUGCUCUCGGACCCUUCAGUCUCGUUGCUCGCGUGGACGACGACCCCGUGGACGCUGCCGACCAACUUGGCGCUGUGCGUCCACCCCGACUUGACCUACAUCAAGAUUCACGACGUCGAACGCGACGCCAAAUUCAUCCUCUGCGACGAGCUGCUCUCGACCUUGUACAAGGACCCGGCCAAGGCCAAGAAGGAGAAGAAGUACACCGUUCUGCAAAACUACAAGGGGCGCGACCUCGUCGGGCUCAAGUACGAGCCCCUCUUUACCUACUUUUACGACAAGUACAAGGACCAAGCGUUCAAGGUCAUCGCCGACACGUACGUCACCUCGACCUCGGGUACGGGUAUCGUCCACCAGGCGCCCGCGUUCGGUGAGGACGAUCACCGCAUCGCCAUACGCGACGGCAUUGUGCGCAAGGAGGAGAUGCCCCCCUGCCCCAUCGACGAAGCCGGCAUCUACACCGACGAGGUCCCCGACUUUCAGGGCCAGUACGUCAAGGACGCCGACAAGAACAUCAUCAAGUACCUGAAAGGGACGGGCCGGUUGAUCAUCUCGGCGACGCUGCAGCACUCGUAUCCAUUCUGCUGGCGCUCGGGCACCCCGUUGAUCUACCGCGCGAUCCCCGUGUGGUUCGUGCGCGUGCAGGACUCGACCGACAAGCUCGUCGCCAACAACAAAGAGACGCGCUGGGUCCCCGCCUCGGUCGGCGAGAACCGCUUCCAAAGCUGGCUCGAAAACGCGCGCGAUUGGAACAUCUCGCGCAACCGGUACUGGGGGACUCCGCUGCCGCUCUGGGCCAGCGAAGACUACGAGGAGAUCGUGUGCGUUAGUUCGAUCGAGGAGUUGAAUGAGCUGUCCGGCUGCGGCAUCCUCGCCGAUCUGCACCGCGACAAGAUUGACGACAUCCAGAUCCCCUCCAAAAAGGGCAAGGGUAUGUUGAAACGCGUCGAAGAGGUCUUUGACUGUUGGUUCGAGUCCGGAUCGAUGCCGUACGCGCAGGUCCACUACCCGUUCGAGAACAAAGAAAAGUUUGAGGCCUCGUUCCCCGCCGAUUUCAUCUCCGAGGCCAUGGACCAGACCCGCGGUUGGUUCUACACCUUGCUCGUGCUCUCGACGCACCUCUUUGGCACGGCCCCGUGGAAGAACUUGAUCGUGUGCGGCCACGUCCUCGCCGCCGACGGUAAAAAGAUGUCCAAGUCGUUGAAGAACUACCCCGACCCCAGCCUUAUCGUCGACACAUACGGCGCCGACGCCCUGCGCCUCUUUUUGAUCAACUCGCCCGUCGUUCGAGGGGACUCGUUGCGGUUCAAAGAGGAGGGCGUCAAGGACGUCGUCUCGCACGUCCUGUUGCCCUUGCUCAACUCGUACCGCUUCUUCCUCGGCCAGGCCGCGUUGCUCAAGAAAGAGCAGGACGUCGCUUUCGAGUACGACCCCCACGCCAAGCAGUCGAGCAAUGUCAUGGACCGGUGGAUCCUCGCGCGGUGCCAGUCGUUGAUUCAGCUUGUCAAGACCGAGAUGGAGGCGUACCGGUUGUACACCGUCGUCGCGCAGAUGCUGAGCUUGAUUGACGACCUCACCAACUGGUACAUUCGCUUCAACCGACGUCGCCUCAAGGGCGAGAACGGUCUCGAGGACACGCAGAGCGCGCUGCAAACCCUGUUCGAGACCCUGUUCACGCUCGUGCGCACCCUGUCCGCUUUUACGCCCUUUUUGACCGAGAACAUCUACCAGGGUCUCAAGGAAUUCUUCACCCAGGACCAGGCCAAACUUGGCUUGGGCGCCGACAUUCGUUCGCUGCACUUCCUGCCCUUCCCCGAGGUCAAGCAAGAGUACUUUGACCCGACGAUCGAGCGGCAGGUCUCGCGCCUGCAGGCCGUCAUCGACCUCGGUCGCACGGUGCGCGAACGCGGUCGUUCGCUCCCCGGCCAGUUCACGACCAUCAAGGAAGGCAAGGACAAGGGCAAGCAGAUCCCCGCGCGCGAAUCGGUGCCCAUCAAGUUCCCCUUGAACGAGCUCGUCGUCUUCCACCCCGACGCCGAGUACCUCGCCGACGUCAAGUCGCUGUUGCCGUACGUCGAACAAGAGUUGAACGUGCGCAACGUCGUGUUUUCGAGUUCCGAACAGGACUGCGGCAUCAAGUACGCCGCGACGGCCGAAUGGGCGACGCUCGGCAAGAAGUUGCGGAAGGACAUGGCCAAGGUCAAGAACGGCUUGCCCAAGGUCUCGUCCGAGGCGAUCAAAAAGUACCUCGAGACGGGCAAGCUCGACGUCGAGGGCAUCGAGCUCGUCGAGGGCGACCUCGUCGCGCAACGCUUCGUCGACGUCGAAGCGCUCCCCAAGGACAACGACAAGGAGUACGGCCACGAUAGCAACAACGACGUCGUCGUCCUACUCGACGUCACGCGUCGCCCCGAGUUGGAACAAGAGGGCCUGGCGAGGGAGGUCGUCAAUCGCGUGCAGAGGUUGAGGAAAAAGGCCGGACUCGUCGCGACGGACGACAUUGACGUAUUUUACUCGUUCGCCCAGGGCGUCGGCGACGAGCUCAAGGCCAUCAUUCACGGCAGCGAGGAUCUGAUGAAGCGGGUAUUGAAGUGUUGCCCGCGGCCUUGGGAGACGCAGUAUGGCCAAGGGCGGGAGGUCGUCAUUGAGGAGGAACAAGAGGUCGGUGAUGACAAGAUCACGCUCACGUUGGUUAGGGCAUAG
Microbotryum saponariae is the source of this 3663-nucleotide messenger RNA. Lineage: Eukaryota; Fungi; Basidiomycota; Microbotryomycetes; Microbotryales; Microbotryaceae. The record is from the annotation of a GenBank genome assembly.